This is a messenger RNA of Salarias fasciatus (jewelled blenny), 3003 nucleotides long. RefSeq names its product TAR DNA binding protein b (gene tardbpb). Bases 477 to 1712 code for a protein of 411 amino acids. Gene Ontology annotation, biological process: regulation of gene expression. The record is from RefSeq and is a predicted model, not a curated record. Gene Ontology annotation, cellular component: chromatin; nucleoplasm. Lineage: Eukaryota; Metazoa; Chordata; Actinopteri; Blenniiformes; Blenniidae. Gene Ontology annotation, molecular function: RNA binding. The transcript has 6 exons.
UUUCGGUAGUCUUAAUGGCGCUGCGAGUGUCUCACCUCGUGGAUAGAAAGCUGUGACAGGUUUGAGUUUUCCUUGUCGUAUGUAGGACAAGCUGACCUUUCCGCUGGCGUUUGGUCAGAAACCCAUCCUGCUGCGAGACGCUCUGAGCAGAAGUCACGCGGCGUGGAUCGUGCGCAGUUUCACGCGGUUGUUGUCCGGUGUUGACGACCCGCAUCCCGUCCCGCUGAACAAAGGAACCGCGAGGCCAGCGCACGCUCUUUACAACGCACAGAGACUGUCUUUAUUUAAAGCUGCAUUCAUAUCAAGCAACCAAGCUUUGACAUUGUCGUUUAAUGACAACCGCGCGUUAAAAGUAUAUGCCGUAAUAUAUAUAACAAAUUAGCUAGACUCAUCGUGUUAGCCCGGCCGGCUAAGGGUUAGCCGUGGACAACUUUAGCGCAGUUUAGACCGCGAGCUUUUCGUUUUGCGGUGCAGAGAUGGCAGAAGUGUACAUUCGAGUAGCGGAGGAGGAAAACGAGGAGCCCAUGGAGAUCCCCUCGGAGGAUGACGGCACCGUGUUGUUGUCGACGGUGGCGGCUCAGUUCCCCGGCGCCUGCGGCCUGCGCUUCAGGAGCCCGGUGUCCCAGUGCAUGAGGGGAGUGCGGCUGGUGGAAGGCAUCCUGCACGCCCCAGAGAACGGCUGGGGCAACGUGGUGUACGUGGUCAACUACCCCAAAGUUGAUCUCUCUGUUGGCCAUGCUCCAGACAACAAAAGAAAGAUGGAUGAAAUUGAUGCAUCUUCUGCUGUAAAGAUGAAGAGAGGGGAUAUGAAGACAUCAGACCUAAUUGUACUGGGUCUUCCCUGGAAAACAUCAGAGCAGGACCUCAAAGACUACUUUGGCACCUUUGGGGAAGUCAUCAUGGUUCAGGUAAAACGAGACGCCAAGACGGGUAACUCUAAAGGAUUCGGGUUUGUGAGGUUCACGGAGUACGAGUCUCAAGAGAAGGUCAUCUCCCAGCGCCAUAUGAUUGAUGGCAGAUGGUGCGACUGCAAACUCCCUAACUCAAAGCAAGGCCCAGAUGAGCCGCUGAGGAGUCGGAAAGUGUUUGUAGGUCGCUGCACGGAGGACAUGACCACAGAUGACCUCCGACAGUUCUUCAUGCAGUAUGGAGAAGUCACAGACGUCUUCAUUCCCAAACCCUUCCGUGCUUUUGCCUUCGUCACGUUUGCAGAUGAUCAGGUUGCCCAGUCUCUUUGUGGAGAAGACCUUAUUAUUAAAGGAGUCAGCGUUCACAUCUCAAACGCAGAGCCCAAACACGGCAAUAGGCAGUUUGACCGUACCACACGGUUCGGGAACGGCUUUGGGGCUCAGGCGUUUGGCAGCAGCCGUAGCGGGUUAGGAAGCAGCAGUAACAGUAGUCUGGCUAAUUUUGGCUCUUUCAGCCUGAACCCCGCCAUGAUGGCCGCCGCUCAGGCUGCCCUGCAGAGUAGUUGGGGGAUGAUGGGCAUGCUGGCGAGCCAGCAGCAGACGUCCACCUCGGGGGGCAGCUCCACCGGGACGACCUCCAGCAGGGACCAGAGUCAGUCUUUCAGUACAGGCAACAGCAACUACGGCGCCACGUCGGGUCUGGGCUGGGGCACAGGGUCAAACUCCACGACCAGCGGUGGGGGCUUUGGGGGCUCAGGGUUUGGGUCCAGCAUGGAGUCAAAGUCAUCUGGGUGGGGUAUGUAAGUUAAAGUGUUUGUAUGGUAAGUAUUGUGAGAAAGAUGAGUCUUUUCAAAAUUUAUUUCUGGUGUUAAUGUGUACCUGAAAACUUAACACUUUAGUGCAAGAUGUUUUGUACAUUUGGAGAAAAAAAAAUGCUAAAGAUUUAAUUUAGGAAGUGUUGAAGUGAAUUGUUUACCAGGAUGUCUGACUAAAGUGCUAUUUUUGAUGUCUCAUUUGUUUGUAUCCAUUUCAACUGGAUUCUCUAAUGCAUGUAUUGUGAAAUGUGAUAACCAUUUUUGAAAAUGCAUGAAUGUCUGUGGUUCACACUUAUCUGGCUUUGCCAUCACCUUCUGAAAGGCAAUCAUGCAUUGGGAAGAAUCUGGUUGAAACCUAAAUGUUUUAAGUGCAACUUUAUUUGCAGUCAAGUUCUGUGGAAAAAGCCUUCAUUGAAAUUUCUUCUGCAGUUGACCUCUCUUCCAUUUUCCUGUGAGGAAGUUCCUCUUUGGCAGCAUUCUUGGGGUGAACUCGGUAUCAUUCUCCCUCUUCCCACCUGUAAAUGCUUUGCCAUCAAAGAACGGCUUCACUCCGCAUGUUCUAAAAGACGGGACCUUGGGCUCUGCUGGUCGAGGUCUCCGUUUGAACCCUGACUGAAGUCUGUUCUGAAGGACGAAGAUGGAAGUUUCCAACACUUUCAGUGUGUGGCCUUCUCAGACAUGACAUGGGGUAGUACCUGUCUUUUUGCUGCUUCUGAUGGCUUGUUGAUUAAAUCGUCUUCUUUGAUUAUUCACAGCUACUUCUAACUUGGCGGGUCUUUAAUCAAUGCUGAAAGAUUAUCUGAGCACUGUGGGAUUUCCUGACUUUUUCCCCCUUUCCUCAAGUAUAAGAUCAUAUGUCAAAAUAACUUCUGCUUAAAUUUGUAGCCCAAAUACAAGAUAAUGAAAACAUGUUUUGGCAGUGCUUUACAAAGCCACUGUUCUUCACUUUAAACACACAAGACACUUUAUUUUGACAGUAGUUUGAAGGUGUUUGCUCAGAAAAAUCAGCAUACAGAACUUUAAUGUAACGAUGCCAUGCUGUAGUCUUCUAGAAUUUAAGAUUCAGAAUGACACAGUUUGAGUUGAUGUUAGAAAGCCGGGUGAAGGUAAGACACUCGAGGCUCGCCUGUGUCCUCCUGUCAUUCUCUGCUCUCCUCAGUGUCUCUGCUCUUCCUCUUCCCAGUGCUCUUCUUUUUUAAGUCCCUCUGCUCCUGGGUUAUCUCUUCACUUUUCUUUUGUAUGUGGUUGAACUGGAACAAAUAAAAGCAAAUUAAACUUUG